CUAUCUCGGAUUUCCCUGCAUCCUUUCUCCAUUUUGGCCCAGUACUAGUAAUCUUGACAGCGGUGCGGAGACAAGAUCUGCGCUGAAGAGCAGAAGAGCCGAAUGAUGGAAGGGGCCCUGCCCAACAGCCCAGGGAAGAUAGCGCUUCUUUCCCUGCUCUACUGAUGACAACCGUCGCAACGAGCGUCAUGGCUACGGCACUGAAACUCUAUACAUGCAGCCCAGCGGGUAUACUUCAGCCCUCCAACUCACUACCAUCACGACCAGCGUCGUAAACACGCCCACAACGAUCAUUAUCCUCGCAUCUGAUGCCACUACCUCAGUCUUCUCAGCCUUUCAGCCGUCAGGAUGGGAUAGUAGGAGUACGACGGAUUUUCUUACCAUUAGUCCAGCCGUCUGCCCAUAGCACUGGCUGUAUCAAGAAAUGUCAUCGACCAAGCACUACUCAGCUGCGUACUGCUGUGCUAGUGGUUUCGUAUUUCGAGCACCGGGGCAUGCUCUGCUGUGGUAGGUUGGCAUGUUUGUGCAAAAUUCAAAUCCGGCGAGACCACCAUCACCGCGCCGUUGGCGCCUAACAAAGAUAUAACGGGCCAACAGCUAAUCUCUCUAGGUCUGAAAGGCUAAAACGGGUGGCACACUUUAGUUAGCCACAUCAACCAUGGAUUAAAAAAAAGUUACCGAAUACGAACGACGGUUUCUUUUCGCCUCAUGCUCAUACCAACGUCAUUAUUCCGGAAGGCCCAUUAAAUAUUCUAUAUAGCUAACGAUGACUUUCAAAAACGUCGUGAACAUUUUGAAUUUUACAAACUACAAUCAAUAUAAAGAAUAUGGGACAAGAAUUGAAUCCAGAAUUUGAGAAAGUGAUCGGGCAUCAUUUCCAUGACCAAGGUUUGAUGGAGGAGGCUCUGGAAGAGUCUGGACUAGCAUCUGCAGGGAAUGAGCGGCUGGCCUUACUAGGAGACAAAAUUCUCGACCUUAUGCUGCUUCGUCGUUGGUACCAUGAAGGCAACACUACAGAGCAAGGGACAUGCCAGCUUCAGACUUACGCCUGCAACAAGCAGUUAACCUCUAUGGCUAGAGCCUUGGAUUUGCAGAGAUUUAUCCACCAAAGACCAGACCUAGAAAGGAGUGUACCAGAUAGCACAUUGGCUACUACCGUGGAAGCUAUUCUUGGUGCAGUUUGGCUUGAUUCCGACGAAGAUGUACAGCAGGUGAAUGAAGUUAUGGAGAAAAUUAGGCUGUAUCCAUCCUCUGGCCGCGUUCCUACCUGAUGUGCGGGAUCCUCCACAGGUGAAAGUUGAUUUAAAUAAUUUAAGUAUCC
Molecule: messenger RNA, 1321 nt
Organism: Penicillium subrubescens
Lineage: Eukaryota; Fungi; Ascomycota; Eurotiomycetes; Eurotiales; Aspergillaceae
Exons: 3
Coding region: 828-1271 (147 amino acids)
Biological process (GO): RNA processing
Molecular function (GO): ribonuclease III activity
Source: RefSeq, a predicted model, not a curated record